AUAUGAUGUGGCGCUAACAUGAUGGUUCUUUUGGUCUUAAUUUUAUUUAUUUUAAAUCCGAACUUUCUUCAACAUGUCAGUGCCCAAAAAUGCGACUUUUAAUCUUUGAAACCACAAUUUGGACAAAUAUACUUUCACUCUGUCAACUAUGACCCCUUUUUUAUGCCUCAAUUAUUACCGACUAUUACAUAUUUAAAGAAAAAUUAUUUUAUUUUGUCUUCCGAAUUAUGCAAUUUUAUCGCUUUGUCUCAACAUGGGGAAAUUUCUGUCUUAAAAGAUAGCGGACGUUUGCAAUUGGGGCUAUCUGAAAUAAUUCAAGUAGUUGAGGGGGUAAUAUAAAAAUUUCAAUAGUUCAAGAGGGAAGGAGACAUCAAGUCUAUAGUUUAGGGGGUGAGAGUAUAAUUUGCCUUAAAUUUUUAAACAAAAGACCAUUCUAUGUUGCAAGAUUUCAACCUUUUCGACAUCUUGGUUAGAAAGUCCAAAAAGGCCAACCACAAGCAGUCUAUAAAUAACCUCUCAAUUACACCAUUCAUGUACAAAUCAAGUGCAAAGCAAUAGAAGGCAGCAUAGCAAGAGAAAACCAUAGCAGUAAAGAUGGCAGCAGAAUGUCCAGGACAAGGUAAGAGUUCAUGGCCCGAGCUCCUCGGGACACCCGGAGAAACUGCUGCAGCAACGAUCGAGAGGGAAAAUCCUUCGGUCAAUGCUGUGAUUGUGGAAGUAGGAUCAACAGUCACCACAGAUAUUCGUUGCGAUAGGGUUCGUGUUUGGGUUAAUACAAAUGGUAUUGUCACAAGGGUCCCUGUAAUUCGUUAGGCUUGAAAGUUUACAGUUGCUGCUGAACUCUUGAUAAUAAAUUAGUAUGAUGUGAUAUUGUGUUUGGAAGGAAGCCCCAACAAUGGAGUUCAUAUUCUCCAUGUAUUAACUUGUGAUGAAAUAAGAGUGGCUUAUUAUUA
Molecule: messenger RNA, 953 nt
Organism: Ilex paraguariensis (yerba mate)
Lineage: Eukaryota; Viridiplantae; Streptophyta; Magnoliopsida; Aquifoliales; Aquifoliaceae
Source: the annotation of a GenBank genome assembly